AUGUUUGUGAACUGUAUUAUUUGUGACACUUUCGUGCAUAAAGUUCGCGGAAGAAAAAAAGUUAUCACUAGUGAAGAGGACGCUAGACUAUAUAGUGACUCGAGUAAAAAAACAGUUUCUGUUGGUGACGUAUUGUGUGGAAAGUGUCGGCUAAUUAUUUACAAUAGCAAAUCAAACGUUGCAUCAACUUCUGCGGCAUCUACCCUGGUAGAGUGUGAAGGCGAACAGGAGUCUGGUGAACACUUAGCAGUUGGGGAAACAUCUUCUAAUGCUUCAUUCCAACAAGAAUGUGAAAUGAAUUUACCAUGCAGUUCCGAAAGCGACCACGAUGAUGAUGAUGAUGAUGGCGAUGAUGUUUUUUCGCAUGUUGCCCAAAACGACGAAUUUAUAUAUGUACAUAUACCACGUGUUGUAUCCACCCACAACGUUAUGCAGCCGGUACGUGCUUAUGGAGGCAUUGUUCAAAGAGGUCGAGCGAGAGCUCAAAAGACAGUUCAAACCGAGCGUACUGUGCAGGCUACGCUCCCACGUGAAAGUAGCAUUAGAGUUGCGCGUGAUAGCGCAAGACCAUAUGAUAUAGAGGAAGCUAGACUCCAUAGAGCCGUAACUCGAACGCGGCCCUUAGUGGCGAGCGACUGGAACGGGCAUCUUGAGAUGACAGACGAAUGCAAACUAGGAUUGGCUUUGUUCCAGGUAGACACAAGUGAUUCAGUUAAUAAGGAAAUACACAUUGCGUUAAAAGAUGGAAUACGCUCGAAGAGGGUUGAGAUCCAUCGCGUUACUGACUACUCAGCAGUCCAGACUUAUUUAUUUCGAAGAUCCCAUUGUCACGAUUCCAGAUCUAAUGUUAAAACACAUGGGAGAUCGGGGCGUCGAGCAAUACUUGUCGAAUACACUUUAAUAUGUCUC
This is a messenger RNA of Brenthis ino (lesser marbled fritillary), 909 nucleotides long. NCBI's taxonomy places the organism in Eukaryota, Metazoa, Arthropoda, Insecta, Lepidoptera, Nymphalidae. The record is from the annotation of a GenBank genome assembly.